AUGUCGUUGGCGUCGUCCAUCAUGGUGCUGAAUGUCAAGCCGACACUGCGAAGUAAUUGCGAUGGCCGGUGUCGAGCAAGAAGCCUCUUCCAGCAUCGUAAAGCGAAAGCAGCUUUUGGACUCAACAAGGAUCAGGUCGAUACGGACAACAAGGCCUCAAAAGCAUACCUUCAGCCCAGUCAUUAUAUCACGGCACCAAGUAUGCCGCUUUCGACACAGAUCGCGAGGGUCUCGGAUGGCUUGCCAUUGGCACAGAGUGUCGAUGACGGCAAGACCGAGACCGACCUCUCGGAGCACAAGCAGCAGGCCAAGCUCAUCUUCCGCCGCAUCACACCGUCGUCAGAGCAGCGCUGCAGUAUCGAGAGCGGCAAGUACACCCUGCACUAUCUCAUCUCGCCACCGCCUGCCAUGCCAUCGUCUGUCGUCUACCUCACCAUUGCCGAAAAGUCGUAUCCGCGCAAGCUCGCAUUCUCGUACCUGGACGAGCUCUCCAAGGAGUUCGAGCGCAGCUACGGUAAUCAGGUGGAACAGAGGACGCUGAGGCCAUACGCUUUUGUUAGCUUUGAUACCUUCAUGCAGCGAACAAAGCGGCUCUACGAGGACUCUCGCACAGCACAGUCGGCAGCGUCGUCAAACCUGGAUCGGCUCAACGAAGAUCUGCAGGAUGUCACGCGCAUCAUGACAAAGAACAUGGAGGAUCUGCUUUGGCGAGGUGACAGCUUAGAUCAGAUGUCGACCAUGUCAUCCUCGUUGAGAGACGAAUCGCUCAAAUACCGCAAAGCAGCGCGACAGAUCAACAUUGACGCCCUCUUGCGCAAAUGGGCGCCUGUAGGUGCGGUUGGCUUCCUCUUCCUCUUCAUCAUCUGGGUCAAAUUCUUUUGA
Molecule: messenger RNA, 882 nt
Organism: Pseudozyma hubeiensis SY62
Lineage: Eukaryota; Fungi; Basidiomycota; Ustilaginomycetes; Ustilaginales; Ustilaginaceae
Product: protein transport protein sec22
Exons: 2
Coding region: 1-882 (293 amino acids)
Biological process (GO): retrograde vesicle-mediated transport, Golgi to endoplasmic reticulum; endoplasmic reticulum to Golgi vesicle-mediated transport; vesicle fusion with Golgi apparatus
Cellular component (GO): ER to Golgi transport vesicle membrane; endoplasmic reticulum-Golgi intermediate compartment; Golgi membrane
Molecular function (GO): SNAP receptor activity
Source: RefSeq, a predicted model, not a curated record